CAGUUAACACACUCAUCACCGCUCAAACUCCAAAACUUGGCAAUGGCAAUGUCCAUGGCCAUGGCUGCUUCUCUCUUGGGUCUCUCCCCCCCACCUCUAUGUUAUGGAAAUUCCCACAGAAAUCAUGAUAUGGGAUUUAUGACUAUCACAACGCCCUCCUCGUAUUUUCACUCUCUCACUCUGACUCUCAAUUCUAACCCAAAAAGGACUAGUAGUACUAUCAGAUGUCAAUCAACAAGUGCUGAUGAACCAAAAACCAGAAGAAAUUUACUGGAUAAUGCUAGCAACCUCCUUACCAAUUUGUUAAGUGGAGGAAGUCUUGGGUCUAUGCCUAUAGCUGAAGGUGCAGUCUCGGAUUUGUUUGAUCGGCCUCUCUUCUAUUCACUCUAUGAUUGGUUCAUAGAGCAUGGCUCUGUGUAUAAACUUGCUUUUGGGCCAAAAGCAUUUGUUGUUGUAUCGGAUCCUAUCGUUGCAAGACAUGUUCUUCGGGAAAAUGCAUUUUGUUAUGACAAGGGAGUCCUAGCUGAUAUACUAGAACCAAUAAUGGGCAAAGGACUUGUACCUGCAGAUCUUGAUACUUAGAAGCAGAGGAGAAGAGUUAUUGCUCCUGGGUUCCAUGCCUUAAACUUGAGGCUAUGGUCAAGAUAUUUACUGAUUGUUCAGAAAGAACAAUAUUGAAAUUUGAGAAGCUUCUACAAGAAGAGAAAUUGAACAGAGGGAGGAAGACAAUUGAGUAAUCUCAUUGAAUGGGAUUACUCCCAUUUCCAAACCCAAGUGGUUGGUCUACUACGCACUUGAACUAUUUGACUCCAUUUUCAACUAUUUAGGCUAAUAUUCUCUGUUCGUUUACUUUUAUUCGAAGACAUGUUUUAGACUCAAAGCAACCAAAAGGUACAAAAACUCAUUAAAAAAUGCAGUUUUGAAGGUUAAUUUUAAAGGAAUUCUCUCUAAGCCUCUACUGUAUAAUCCAAA
Messenger RNA from Quercus robur (English oak), 972 nucleotides. Its product is annotated as cytochrome P450 97B2, chloroplastic-like. The record is from RefSeq and is a predicted model, not a curated record. The coding region runs from base 43 to 582 and encodes 179 amino acids. Lineage: Eukaryota; Viridiplantae; Streptophyta; Magnoliopsida; Fagales; Fagaceae. The transcript has 5 exons. Gene Ontology annotation, molecular function: iron ion binding; monooxygenase activity; heme binding.